Zymoseptoria tritici IPO323 is the source of this 1172-nucleotide messenger RNA. RefSeq lists its product as uncharacterized. Lineage: Eukaryota; Fungi; Ascomycota; Dothideomycetes; Mycosphaerellales; Mycosphaerellaceae. Gene Ontology annotation, molecular function: maleylacetate reductase activity; alcohol dehydrogenase (NAD+) activity; metal ion binding. Bases 90 to 1172 code for a protein of 360 amino acids. The record is from RefSeq and is a predicted model, not a curated record. The transcript has 2 exons. Gene Ontology annotation, cellular component: mitochondrion.
AAUUUCGUUGCGUUUUCUCGCAUAGUCUUGCACUGAUCUGCCCGCCAAUCACAUCCGCCACAGGUCCUCGCGUGAGCGGACGGCAUCAAAUGGAGCCCUUCGAAUACACUCCCAGUCCGGUCCGCGUUGUGUUCGGGAGUGGUACUUUGGCAAGACUUCCUGAAGAGCUCAGGCGUCUCAAUGUCACUCGACCGCUCUUGCUUUCAACACCAAGACAAGUGGCAAAGCUGCAAUUGAUAAGCCAGAUCCUUUCAGAUGCAUCGAUUCGUCAGGCAGGUCUCUUCUCGAACGCGAUCAUGCACACUCCGACGCCCAUGACGGACUCUGCAGAGUCUUAUGCUCGAGAGACCGCAGCGGACUCGAUUGUCAGCUUCGGAGGUGGUAGCACGGUUGGUCUUGGGAAGGCACUGUCGAUCCGGACCGGUCUACCGCAUGUCUGCAUCGUCACGACGUACUCCGGCUCGGAGAUGACUUCAAUAGUGGGCGAGACCUCUGAGGGAAAGAAGACUACCCGAAAGGAUCCCAAGAUAUUUCCUGCGACUGUCAUCUAUGAUGUAGAUCUAACGCUUGAUUUACCCGCAGAGACGAGCGCAGUCAGCGGCGUGAAUGCCAUGGCACAUGCAGUUGAGGCACUCUACGCCCAAAACAAAAACCCUGUCACCAGCAUGAUGGCUCUCGAAGGCAUCAAAGCCCUGUCCCAUUCCUUGCCUAUCAUCGUACAAGAUCCGACCGAUCAUGCUGCUCGAGAGAAGGCUCUGUACGGUGCAUGGCUGUGCGCAGUGUGUGCCGGAACAGUGGGUGUUGCUCUUCAUCACAAGCUCUGCCACACCCUUGGCGGUUCGUGCGGGCUGCCACAUGCCGAGACUCAUACUGUGGUCCUCCCGCACGCUCUGGCUUACAAUGCGCCGGCGGUACCGGACGCUAUGCACAAGCUGGCGGAAGUGCUGGAAGGGAGCGACGGCGAUGCUACACGCGGUGUGAACCGCUUGUUGGCCAGAUUGGGAGUGAAGAGGAGCCUGAAGGACUUGGGUAUGAAGGAAGACGAUGUCGAGAGGGCUGCGGACAUCGCGAUGGAAAGGCCUUAUUGGAAUCCAAGACUUAUCAAGAGGGACGUUUUGCAGGAGGUUGUCAGAAGAUGCUGGGCUGGCGAGGAGGCUAGAUCAGAUCUGUGA